Molecule: messenger RNA, 4386 nt
Organism: Malurus melanocephalus (red-backed fairy wren)
Lineage: Eukaryota; Metazoa; Chordata; Aves; Passeriformes; Maluridae
Gene: WDFY2
Product: WD repeat and FYVE domain containing 2
Exons: 12
Coding region: 107-1309 (400 amino acids)
Molecular function (GO): protein binding; metal ion binding
Source: RefSeq, a predicted model, not a curated record
CCUGGCAAGUCCCUCCUCCKCCUCGGCGGUGCKGACCGCCUCUCUCCCUGCCUYCCUCCCCCGGCCGUAGCCUCCUCCGGCGGCAGCGACGGUGCCCGCCGGCCCCAUGGCGGCGGAGCCCCAGCCCAAGGCGCUGACUCGCAAACCCCUCCUGCUCAACAAAGUGGAGGGCUCGCAGGAGGUGGUGAACAUGGCAGCGAUAGUGCCCAAGGAGGACGGGGUCAUCAGCGUCUCGGAAGACAGAACAGUUCGUGUCUGGCUGAAGAGAGACAGUGGGCAGUACUGGCCCAGCAUAUACCAUGCAAUGCCAUCUCCAUGUUCAUGCAUGUCUUUUAACCCGGAAACCAGAAGGCUGUCCAUAGGUCUAGACAAUGGUACAAUCUCAGAAUUCAUUUUAUCUGAAGAUUACAACAAGAUGACACUAGUGAAAAGUUACCAGGCUCAUCAAAGCAGGGUCAUCAUGAUUCUGUUUGUCCUGGAGAUGGAGUGGGUGUUGAGCACCGGACAAGACAAACACUUCACAUGGCACUGUUCGGAGAGUGGCCAGCGGCUGGGGGGGUACCGCACCAGUGCAGGCGCCUGUGGCCUGCAAUUUGAUGUGGAAACCCGGCAUGUGUUUGUUGGUGACCAUUCUGGGCAAGUCACCAUACUCAAACUAGAGCAAGAGUCCUGCAGCCUUGUUACCACAUUUAAAGGACACACAGGUGGUGUCACUGCUCUCUGUUGGGAUCCAAUACAGCGAGUUUUAUUCUCAGGCAGUUCUGAUCAUUCCAUUAUAAUGUGGGAUAUUGGAGGAAGAAAAGGAACAGCCAUCGAGCUGCAAGGACAUAAUGAUAAAGUUCAGUCUCUGUCCUAUGCUCACCACACUCGGCAGCUCAUCUCCUGUGGUGCAGAUGGGGGAAUCGUCGUCUGGAACAUGGAUGUUGAGAGGCAGGAGACCCCAGAGUGGCUGGAUAGUGACUCCUGUCAAAAAUGUGACCAGCCUUUCUUCUGGAACUUCAAGCAAAUGUGGGACAGUAAGAAAAUAGGCCUCAGGCAGCAUCACUGCCGGAAAUGUGGGAAAGCCGUGUGCGGGAAAUGCAGUUCUAAGCGCUCCUCCAUCCCACUGAUGGGGUUCGAGUUUGAAGUGAGGGUCUGUGACAGCUGCCAUGAGUCCAUAACAGAUGAGGAGCGGGCACCUACAGCCACUUUCCAUGACAGUAAGCACAACAUUGUUCACGUACAUUUCGAUGCCACCAGGGGAUGGCUGCUGACCUCAGGCACUGACAAGGUUAUUAAGUUGUGGGAUAUGACACCAGUAGUGUCUUGAUGUUACAUCAGUGGAACUUGAAAGGUGAUAUUUACAGAAGAAGCAGAUUUCCUAACCCUAAUGAUACUGCAGAAGAUAGAUAACACUGGGCGCAUACGGCAGAUGAGAAAGGAACUAAUGUGUUUACAACAACUUUAUGUCCUCUGCUUGAUCCAGGCUGAAUAUUUGCACGGAGACUCUUUCCACUUCUCAAAAUAUACAAGAAGGUAUUUUUUUAACUAACAGUUUGUACGAUCUGACUUUGGUUGUUUUGAGUUUGUUUGGAAAAAUCUGUGUGCAGUGCAAUUUUUAGUUUUUAUAUUUCACUAUGUCAAGAUACUUGCUGCUUUGUACAGAGGUUCUUGGGUUGUGUCUUCCUCUGUGAGUUUUCAGUGUCAACAGACUGUGUAAGGCAAUCGGUCCUCUCUGCAGCCAGUACCUGUUGGUUUGGGAUAUUUCUGCUGAYCAUGAUCUCUCCAGAGGAGGAACUCCAGGCACAGUCUCUGGGUGCAUCAUUGAGGAGCUGAUGGACUAUUGCAAUUCCUAAAAGGGCUCUACCAUCUACUUGUCCUAGUGAGCAUCAUCCAGAGAGCGUUCAUUGGUCUGUAUAGUCAUCCUGCCUCUUCCUUUGCUGCACAAGUCGCAAAACCAGGGGUUACUCAGCAACUGAUUUCUACAGAAAACAGAAACGGUUUUCCAGCUCCGAGCAUUACAAGCAGCACACAGACUUGUUUGAGUUUGAUGAGACYGACAGGCUGAUUCAAAUGAAAUUAUUUGCAACAGGAACUUUUGGGAGUGUGUGCAUGGAGGGAGGCAGUUCUAAAACUGGUCAAGAUCUGAAAAGUCUGGUUUAUCUCUACCUCUACCUCUACCUUGCACAGCAGCAUUUCAGCCUUUGUACCUGUCUGUGUUGUCAAAGAUGAAUUUUGUUUUUCCUGUUUUCCRUAUGGUUAGUCAUAUUUAUUUUUUAAAACAUUGAUGGUUUUUAUUAAAUUCCUUUAUAGACCCAAAAGUGAUAUUCCUGAAUGAUGCCUGUUGUCCUGUUAUCAUACUUUACAGUUUCUCUUAAAAAUAAACAGUAUUUUAAAACCUGGAUUGACCAAAAUUACCUUUUUAGAAUGACAUUGUCGAGCUGAAUAAACAAAAAAAAAGCCCAUUUGUUCAAAGGAACCUUCUCUGAAGAUCCAACACUCCAUUCCAUUAAUCCAUGUUAUUUUUAGGAUGGUAUUACUCAUGCACUUUGAAAAAACUGGUGUAGAGAAUAGAAGUGCAGACCAGACCAAAGGCUUUCCUGUAUCUCCUGUUUCAGCAGGCCUUGUGGUUGUAGCUGCUGUGACUCAGCACAUUAGUGGUGCUCAGUCUCACCUUGUUUUGGACUUUUUCCCUCUGUAUGGGGAGGCCAUGGUGUUUGCCAUUACAGAGCACAAUGCUGGAGAAGCCUUGUGUUCUCUCUUGAGUGAGAAUGCCAGAAGAAAACAAAGCUUCUCCUUUGUUUGCCCAGUAGUAAUGCUUUUUUGAGGCCAAAAGAAAAAAAAAAAAAAAAAAAAAAAAAAAAAAAAAAAAAACGUUAUCACAAUCCAUGGCAUUAAUUCUGGUCCAGUGCUGCAGUAACAGGAGAGUGGACUUUCAUGUGCAUGACACACGACUGCUAUGUAUUUUCAGGAAAAUUCUCUUUUUAAACAUUCUGUAAACUGUGAUGAAGUAUAUUUUGCUGCCAUGUUCUCUUAGGUUUCCUGGUUGUACAGCCUGUUGUUGGUUCCCCUCUAGAYAGCAUAUUUUAAAGUGCAUUUUCAAACAUCAUUCACACAGCACUAUUAUUUUUCCAGCUUGAAAGUUGUUUUCUCAGUCCUCCCACUUACUCUCCUGGAAAUGAGAUGGUUGUUUCCUCUUGGAAUGCUUUUCACUACACCUUGUGCAUGUUUACUGAUGACUGAAAUGUUCUUGGCUGUCAAAGCUAUGCAAGAUGAGCAAGUGGCCUGCCAGUAUUUCAUUCCAGCUGGAGAAUUUGUACCAAGUUUUUCUGGAUUAUGGUGUUCCAUGUUCCCUUGGGCUCAGGGCCCUUUGGCCAAAGACCUGACUUGUGCUGUGCAGGGAGUGCAUUUCAYGGUGACAGAAACAUGGGUCCACCGAAAGUGAAUUUAAAUUGUUGUUUAGUGCUCAGUUCCUGAGGAGUCAGCGCUGGAACCAAGUCUGGGGCUUCAGCAGAAUUGCGCUCACACUGAUGGAGUGGUGGAGUCAGCAAACUGAGGAUCUGCCCCUGGGUCAGCACCUAGUCCUGAGAAUGUAAUGUGCAAACAAAGGUGAAGAACUGAUUUUCAAAAGAGACUAAAUUUGGGAAUGACCUGUGGGCUGUUCUGCAACAAGCUCUUGGCGGAUCCCCCAUUGUCUUUCAAGGAGUCCUGGUUUCAGUGUUGCUUAUGUGUGCAUGUGGGGUAUGUAAAACCAUCUUGCAAAAUUUUCCUGGCUAUUCUUUCUGACUGAACGACCUGCAGAGUUAUCUGGAUUUAAGCUGAACAUCUCCUUAUCUUGCAUUUUCAGGACAAACUGAUCUGGGCUUAGAAAAUUAUAUAAGCUGAAAGUGAAGCUGAGGAGGGAAGGGAAAUUUGUCCCUUUGCAAUGUCCAUAAGAGCUAUAAUGUAGAGAUAUGAAGGGAAAAUAGCUGUCUCUAAUUCAAUAAUUCCUUUACUUUCCAAAUGAAACAUGAAGGUUUGACACUGGGAGAGUUAAAAUGCCUGCCUUCCUCUUCUGUUUUAUUAGAGUAGCUAUCUCAGUUUCUUCUGUCUACUAGAUCCCUACAAAAAGGAAUUCCUCUUGCCUGGCCCUUUUUUUCCCCUUUUUACUUGCUGAAUAACAAAUCUGAGCUAUUUUUAUAAAUUGCAUUAUUGGAGGAUGGGAGGAGGGUGUGUUUUGAUAUAGGUGCAAACAAUGCAGUGCCACAUACACACACACUCAAAUGAAGCCAAGUCCCCUUUCCCUGGGAUUGCUGAAGGGCAGUAACUUUUAGUGAUACCUUGUGGUGUGACAAGGGGCAUACAAACACUGCUGCCUUCCCUCUGCUCUUCACCUCAGAAAAGCAGAUUUUCAUUUCUCCCUGGUGU